Molecule: messenger RNA, 1486 nt
Organism: Mustela erminea (ermine)
Lineage: Eukaryota; Metazoa; Chordata; Mammalia; Carnivora; Mustelidae
Product: tryptase-like
Exons: 6
Coding region: 208-1158 (316 amino acids)
Biological process (GO): proteolysis
Molecular function (GO): serine-type endopeptidase activity
Source: RefSeq, a predicted model, not a curated record
GUGAGGGGGUGGAGAGCUCUCCGGGGAACAUCAGGAACCAAGCAAUCACCUUGGCUGGCUGCCAGCACCUGGGGAACCCGGGAUCCCUGUGCCCUCCAUCCCUCUGCUUGACCCCCACCCCGACACCCCAGUGCAGGCCCCACACCAGCAGCCAGUGGCUUCCGUCCCUGCCUGGAUGCGUCCGGGACCGCCAGGGACAGGGCAGAGAUGGGAGGCCAAGAGGGAGGGGCUGGUGUUGUUCCAGGCCAGCGGGACACCAUACCAGAGUCAGGAGCCACCACGGCUCACGGAGAACCUGGAGUCCCUGGCGGGCCGUGGCCGAGGUCUGUCCUGAUGCAGCUCCUCCUGGUGCUCCUCAUGCUCCCGUUCCUGGGAGAAAGGGGGAGCGGCUUCAGCCCGGAGGCCCGCAUUGUUGGGGGUACAGCGGCUGUGCCUCGGCAGUGGCCCUGGCAGGUCAGCCUGCGUGACCGGGGCCAGCACGUCUGCGGGGGCAGUCUUAUCAGCCACCAGUGGGUGCUGACCGCCGCCCACUGUGUCUCCAGCUCCGCAAGUCUACAGGACCUGAGGGUCCAGCUGGGAGAGGCUGCGCUGUACUCCCGUCCCCGGGGCUCCAUCUUUGUGCCUGUCGUCCGUGCCAUCCAGCACCCCUCCUUCACCGGGGACGCCCUCCAGGGCAGUGACGUGGCUCUCGUGAAGCUGGCACGCCCCGUGCCCUUCUCCAGCACCAUCAGACCCAUCGCCCUGGCUCCACCAGGCUCUGAAUUCCCUGCAGGCUCCCUCUGCUGGGUGACCGGCUGGGGGGACGUCCAGCAGGACGUGGCCCUGUCUGAGCCUCUCAGGCUGCAGGAGGUGGACGUGCGCGUGGUUGGCCUAGACAGCUGUCGCAAGCUCUACUACCCAGAGCCCAUCACCAAGAACAUGCUCUGCGCUGGUGACGUCCAGGGCCAAAAGGGAUUCUGCGAGGGCGACUCCGGGGGCCCCCUGGUCUGUCAGCUGCGGGACAGGCGCUGGGUGCAGGCAGCGGUGGUGAGCUUCAGCAGGGGAUGUGCUGAGCCCGGACUCCCGGGGGUGUAUGCCCGGGUCUCUUCCUACUGGGCCUGGAUCCAGCGCCACCUGCUCCCGCCCGGGCACUUUCGCAGAAACUUCCGCAGAGGCUGACCCCUCUCCUCUCAUCUGUAUUCUUCCACCUGUUUCCCACGUGCCCGAACGCCCCUUCUCCCUUCCGUCCCGCUGGCUUUGCCCCUCGCGCUCAAACACCGCCGCCCGCUGCGCUCGGUGCUCCCGGUCCCCACCCGGUCCCCACCCGCCCCCGAGCGGCCAGCUGACCUCCGGAGCCCAAGUGCCAGCUCUAGCGGAGAGAGAGAAGAGGGUGGGAGGCGGGCAGUCUGCCUGGCACCUGCUGAAGGAUGAAAGCACGAGGGGGGCGUGGGGGCGGCCCGGGGCGGCCACCGCCUGUCCGCGCGGAAUAAAUGCUUGGCUCCCUGCU